Molecule: messenger RNA, 1705 nt
Organism: Rosa chinensis
Lineage: Eukaryota; Viridiplantae; Streptophyta; Magnoliopsida; Rosales; Rosaceae
Product: B3 domain-containing protein Os06g0194400
Exons: 5
Coding region: 511-1173 (220 amino acids)
Molecular function (GO): DNA binding
Source: RefSeq, a predicted model, not a curated record
UGGAUUCUGUAUGCAAUAAAUAAGCUUAUAUUCAUUUCUUUCGACAUCAUGAGACUUGAUCAAUGAAUUAACUUGGGUCUUUGAAUGACUCGUGUACCAAGGAUAGUUUACGUUCCGGAGGUAAAUCAUUAACCGAUCCAUUUUCCGAGAUUGUGUGCAGAAUGAGACAGUAUACUAGUUUAAGCUCUCAACCUUGAGUGAUGCCGAUAUUCAAUUUCGGGUUCACUACUGCCAAGUUCCAACUGAUGAGUCUUGUGAUUUCUAUCUAUCUAUGGCAACAAUGGUAAAAUUCCAAAGUUUUUGAAUUUGAACCCUUGGAUCAUCGGAUUUGACGCCUAUUAUUAUAAAACUAAUUGAUCAAAAUCAAAAGUAUACACAGAGAGUCCUUUAAGAUUUUCAAUUUCCCAUCCCAUCCUAGUAGUCCUAGCACAGAAAGAACCAGCACGGCACCCUAAAAGUUGAGAACUUUAGAGAGACGACCUUUGUGUUUGGUUCUCUGGAAAAAUAGCCAUGGCCAAGCCAAAAACAUCCUACGAGGAGACCCGAAAGCAGAGAAUGGAAGAAAACAGGAAGAGAAUGGAAGCCCUCAAUCUGCCUCAGCUGGCUCAGGCUUUUCAAACCUCUUCGUCUCCCAAACCUUCUCCGAUGAAGCGCCAGAAGCCUCGUAAAGUGGAGAAGCAGAUUGUUGAGGUGAGGAGAUCGGCUCGCGUCGCAAGCCAGCCUACCCCUGUUUACAGAGAAGUUGAGGUGAAGGUACCAAGAAGCUAUGGGAGGAUUUCUAAGCAUAGGGAUUUGUCCAACCGGGUAUAUGCUAGUGAGUACGCCAGAGCCGAGGCAACGGAGAAAGCUGAGGAAUUGGAGUCGGGCUUGGGAUCCGAUUACCCGACCUUUGUGAAACCAAUGCUCCAAUCCCAUGUCACUGGUGGAUUCUGGCUGGGUCUUCCACUCCCUUUCUGCAGGAAGUACCUCCCCAAACGCGAUGCAGCUGUGAUGCUGGUAGAUGAAGAAGGUGAGGAGUACCCGACUGUAUACUUGGGGAACAAAAAUGGACUUAGCGGUGGAUGGAGAGGAUUUUCGAUUGCCCAUGAGUUGGUGGACGGUGAUGCAUUGGUAUUUCAGUUAAUCAGGCCUACGACAUUCAAGGUGUACAUCAUAAGGGUAGAAAGCUCUUAAAGAGUUCAACAAGCUCUUAACUCAUGAGUUAGGUCAGUUGAGGUAAUUGUAGAGGUUAAAUUUACUUAAUGAUCGCAUCUAUUUUGUAAUUUUCAGUAUGUUCAUUGAUAAUAAAAUCUCAAUCUUUGAUUCUAAUUCUGUCACUACUCAUACUAAUGAUUUUUCCUACUAUUUGUACUGCAAUUUUUACCCACUUACUAACUUAGUCGUGCAUUCAACUCUUCUCUUAUGCAUUCCAAAUUCCAUAUGAGAUGUUGUUACAGACUCUAUUGAUAUUCUGUCAGUCUCUUGGUUUGCUCUGCUGUGAGAGUUAGAUAGGUUUAUGGGGGAUUAUGGCAGUUGAUCACAAUUAGUAAGAAUGAAAAUUCAUAGAAGAGUAGUAAAACUUUUAUGAUAUAUCUAGAAGUUAUAAAGAUGAUUCAGAGUAUGUGCUCAAUGAGGGAUGGUAACUCUUUUAAGGAAGAUCAUUUUUAAAGUAACAUGGGAUAUAUCAAAUUCAACUUUUAUCAUGAUUUGAUGAAGAUCUACUUAU